Messenger RNA from Neohortaea acidophila, 789 nucleotides. RefSeq lists its product as uncharacterized. The coding region runs from base 161 to 610 and encodes 149 amino acids. Lineage: Eukaryota; Fungi; Ascomycota; Dothideomycetes; Mycosphaerellales; Teratosphaeriaceae. The transcript has 2 exons. The record is from RefSeq and is a predicted model, not a curated record.
UCUCUCUUUUACAAUUCAAUAAAAUCCUCCGUACAUGCAACCGCCACCAACCAGCCCAGCACCUCAUCUCUCCCCCCCUACAUCAUCUAAUUCUCCGAGCCCUCCCUUCCUCCUGCGUCUCGUAUAACAGCCUCUGUGUUCCCCCCUUUCGCCUCCCAGAAUGACGGUCAGCGUCUUACUUGAACGCCACCAACACGCCCACAUGGGGUGGUACAACUCCCCGUCCUCGAGCGAACGACCUUGUCCGACAAUGCGACUCCCCUUGUCUCCGCCGCAAACGACCAAGAUGCUGAAUCUGUUCUUCUUCGCCUUCACCCUCACCGUCCUCGCCUUCUUCAUUGAGUUCUUCCGCUGGAGGCGGCGGAGGCAGAUGUAUCAACUGCUGGCUGCGCAGGAGGGGGGUUUGGAAGGUGGUGCGUAUGGGCAGUACGCGAUAGCCCCUCCGCCUUAUAUCUUCGUUACGAACGUCGACCUCGACUGCAGCUAUGAGCCUCCGGAGUACGACAGCGAGGCGUACGAAGUGAAGCCAGAGGCAGAUGCCGAACGAUUAGAUGCGCCAACUUCGCCUCGACGGGUGCGAUUUGCGGAAGACGAGGCCGAUUCAGCGUAACGACUUUACGAUAUGGACGCCUCGGCAAGCAAAGAUCUAUCCGCUUUUUAGUCGUCGGUCCGGCCAGAGCGACGUCUUUCUAUCACGAUAAUUAACGGACCCGAACAAUUUCCACUUCUCUUCUUAUAACCUCCGUCAGCGACCGGUCUGUACGCAACUUGAGUGUUCGCGAGCAAGGC